Pocillopora damicornis (cauliflower coral) is the source of this 917-nucleotide messenger RNA. RefSeq lists its product as uncharacterized. The record is from RefSeq and is a predicted model, not a curated record. Gene Ontology annotation, molecular function: racemase and epimerase activity, acting on carbohydrates and derivatives. NCBI's taxonomy places the organism in Eukaryota, Metazoa, Cnidaria, Anthozoa, Scleractinia, Pocilloporidae.
GUUCAUGUAAUGCGGAGUACUUCCGGUCAGACAUCUUCAAGAACUCUAAUAUUAUGGCUUCCAACCAUAAAACUGCGAAGAGGUUGGGAUCUGUUAUCAAAUUAAAGCCAGAAAUGUAUCAACAGUACAAAGAACUUCAUGCAGCAGUAUGGCCUGAGAUCUUGAAAAGGAUAUAUGAUAGUAAUAUAAGGAACUACACUAUUUACUAUGACAAACAUCACCACUUGCUGUUUUCUCACAUGGAGUAUAUUGGAGAUGACUUAGAAAAGGACAUGGCAGCUAUAGGUAAUGACCCCAUGACAAAGAAAUGGUGGAAAGUGACUGAGCCUUGUCAAGAAUCAUUAGAGUGGACAGGGCCGCCACCCAGUGAGGGGGGUGAAGGGGGCAACUGGUGGUCACCAAUGGAGGAAAUGUUCCAUGAUGGACACCCUGCUACACACUAUCAUUAAAUUAUGCAGAUUGUUUCAGGAUAACUGGAGAAUAUAAGAGAUAAUUUUUUGUCAAAUCAGCCAGGGGGUUAGUCAGUCAGUUAGUCAAUGGUUCAGUCACUCAGUGAGUCAGUUAAUUAGUCACUCAGUGAGUAAGUUAAUGAAUGAGUAAGUCAAACAGGGUGUCCAUAGGAUCGUCAGUCUGUUUAUCAGUCAAUCAGUCAGUCAGUGAGUCAGGCAGGCCAUCCUGCCACAUAAGUCAAGAAACAACCAUAAACCAAGAGAAGUCAGGAUCGAAUCCAUCUAAUCAGAAAUGACAUGACAACCUUAGAUUAUUUUCUCUAAAGCCUAAUACCCUAAAUAUUAUAUCAAGGUAAUAUAAUAACUUGCUUUAACAACAGAUAGCUGUUAUGUUGGGCUUCAGGCUUUAUAACAGAGAGAUUCCUUUAAAAUGACAAUGUUGUCAAUAAACCCACCACUGUAUUAUUG